UCGGCCCCGCGACGCGAGGGCGAUCGCCACGUGUUCGUCGGGAUAUUGUGGUUCUUGUUCAUAGGCCUGAUGUUCUUCGCGCAGCAUACCACGUGCGACGCGUAUUUCAUUCCUGCCAUCAAUGUCUUCACGGACAAGAUGAAAGCCAGCGAAAGGGUUUGGCUCCGAAGGUGUAGGGCGGGACCCUUGAUGUCGUGA
Messenger RNA from Prorocentrum cordatum, 198 nucleotides. The record is from the annotation of a GenBank genome assembly. NCBI's taxonomy places the organism in Eukaryota, Dinophyceae, Prorocentrales, Prorocentraceae.